UCCGCCCUUCGCAGACUGCUCCGCAGCUCCGGCAGCAGGGGCCGCUGUGAGAACCGCGCUCGCACUGCCCGCCGCCGCCCUCGGCUCCCGCGCGCGCUGCUCGCCUCCCGGCGCGAUCUUAAGCUCAUUUCUGCACUGUUUUACUGAAAAACCCAUUAAAAGAGCCAGUGAAUCUUGUAGAAAAUGGCGUUCAGCGAUCUUACAUCGAGGACUGUGCGUUUUUAUGAUAAUUGGAUCAAAGAUGCUGAUCCAAGAGUUGAAAACUGGCUCCUCAUGUCCUCGCCUCUGCCACAAACCAUCAUCCUGGGGCUCUACGUCUAUUUUGUUACAUCUCUGGGACCAAAGCUCAUGGAGAACCGGAAGCCCUUUGAACUCAAGAAAGCGAUGAUAACGUACAAUUUUUUCAUAGUACUGUUUUCUGUGUAUAUGUGCUAUGAGUUUGUGAUGUCUGGCUGGGGUACAGGUUAUUCAUUUCGAUGCGACAUUGUGGACUAUUCUCAGUCGCCAAGAGCAAUGAGGAUGGUACACACCUGCUGGCUUUAUUACUUCUCCAAAUUUAUCGAGCUGUUUGACACUAUAUUUUUUGUUCUGCGCAAGAAAAAUAGCCAAGUGACUUUCCUCCAUGUCUUCCAUCACACGAUCAUGCCAUGGACCUGGUGGUUUGGAGUCAAAUUUGCUGCAGGUGGUUUGGGGACAUUCCACGCCCUUUUAAACACAGCUGUGCACGUGGUCAUGUAUUUCUACUAUGGACUGUGUGCAAUGGGACCAGCCUACCAGAAGUAUUUAUGGUGGAAAAAGCAUCUGACCUCUUUGCAGCUCGUCCAGUUUGUUCUUGUCACUGUCCACAUAGGACAGAUCUUCUUCAUGGAAGACUGCAAUUACCAGUACCCAGUUUUCCUGUACAUCAUCAUGAGCUAUGGAUGCAUCUUCCUGCUACUCUUUCUCCACUUUUGGUACCGUGCUUACACCAAGGGUCAGAGGUUGCCCAAAACUAUAGAAAACGGGAAUUGCAAAAGCAAGCACCACUAAACCACAAACACAGCCUGGAUUUACAAUGGAGACUGCUAUCUUGCCUUCCUUGACAAUCAAGACAUACUUGCCUAUGCAGUGCAUUUUGUAUAUUUUUCAAAACCAAGAGCUUGUAUUUUUAUCAUAAGCUAUUUGGGUUUCUGAUCUCUGAGAGUCCAAAGCUCCCAGAUAAGUCUUCUCACUGGAAGAGCCUGGAACAGCCAGGAAGUUCCCUGUUGCCUUUCAAACCAAUCAGAGGUCUUAAUUCAUCUUGCUAACAGGGACAGGAGGAUAUGAAGUGAUAUAGUACUCUUCUAGGAACUCCAGAAAUGAUGAAAAAUACUAGCUAUUUUGAACAUGGACAGAGAUCCACAGAGUACAAUAGAUUCCUCCUGCCUGGUGUGGAAACUCCCGAUGCUGGGUUCUGUCUGUCACUCAUUCCUUAUACUCAGAAGAUAUUACAUUCAUUCUAAGGCUCAGUUCUAAAGUGCUAACACAGGUGAGGCCUAAGUGGAUUUUUGGUAAGCUCUCAUUUUAAAUUGUAAGUUUGGAUGGUCUUCUGGGUCGUUGCCACAAGAUCUGCCCACAAGACUUCCUCCGCACAUGUGUACAAGCAGUUAGAAGUGGUGAUGCUUUGGGAUCUUCACUGAUGCCUUUGACCCUAAGGUGAAGGAAACUUUAUGCAGCAAACAAGAUGAUUUGUCUCAACAGGUUAAUGAAUGCUUUGCUAAUGAUGAUUCUUCAAUUAAUUUUGUGCAUGUCUGAAAAAGGGGACGUGUCAAAAUAAAAAAAAAAAAGGAUGCUGUGGAAUUCAGUGGGGAAAGGUAUAAUCUGUUGUAAUAUAAUGCCACUCUCUGAUAUGUCAUGGUUUAAGGGAUUGUUUUGCCAAAGUAUGUAUUGGUUAGAUAUUAAGUGUUCAGAUGCUUUUGAAUCAUAUAUUAUUUUUUUGAAUAUCUACUAUACAAAGUGGCUAAUGAAGCAACUGGAAUUGGGUGGUGCACAGUAUGAGAGGCAAGAUUUGGUUACAUAAACAAGGGCUGUUAGGUCUCGAGAGAUAAAGACAUUACAUUAUGAUUGUACAUUAUAUAUAUUUAGUGUUGUGGAUACCCUGCAUGAAGAGCUCUUUUCCAGAAUCAUGAAUUAUCCAGGACUACCAUUUCUUCAGACCUAUAAGCCAUAUUGUGAAGGGCUGAAAUUCAUGUGGCAUUCCCCCCUCCUUUUAAAAAUGCUACUUUCUAGCAUUUCCCUCUUCUUGUGGGUGAACCAGAACAACUUAGUAAUACUUGGAUGCUUGUGAAACUGUCAAUGUUAUUUCCUUUUCCUCUUUGAAGAACUGUCUUCAGAAUCAGUACGGGUGGCCUUGGUCAUGUGUACCACUCAGUGUUGUCCAUUUUACAACUAAGCCCAAGUCCUCGUUGACUGUAAAUUCUUGAGUUUUGCCUCCUCUCUCCUGAUCCAUUACUCUGUCUCCACAUUCACUCGGUUUAUAAAGUUAUUUGCCAUUGAGUGGCCUUUAGUGAUUCCACUGGCUUACAUGAGAAGCAGAGGAUAAUAGGAAGCUUCUAUCAUACUUCGAAGGUCUCAGGGAUUCGUGUUUUCCUACUUUGACUCUGUGUGUCCAGCCUGGGUUAAGAUGGGACGGGAGGGUAGACACUGUCACAUACACAAGCAAUUCCCAAAGACUCAAGCAGGGCAAUGACCCAAAGGAAGC
Rattus rattus (black rat) is the source of this 2719-nucleotide messenger RNA. It is a transcript of the gene Elovl7, whose product is annotated as ELOVL fatty acid elongase 7. Gene Ontology annotation, molecular function: fatty acid elongase activity. The transcript is spliced from 8 exons. NCBI's taxonomy places the organism in Eukaryota, Metazoa, Chordata, Mammalia, Rodentia, Muridae. Gene Ontology annotation, cellular component: endoplasmic reticulum membrane; endoplasmic reticulum. The record is from RefSeq and is a predicted model, not a curated record. Bases 184 to 1029 code for a protein of 281 amino acids. Gene Ontology annotation, biological process: sphingolipid biosynthetic process; fatty acid elongation, polyunsaturated fatty acid; very long-chain fatty acid biosynthetic process.